CUUUGUUUGGUACCGCGGGAGUUAAAGAUAGCAUUCAAGAUCUCCAAGAUGCCGAGCAAAAAGAAAAAGUUUAAUGCCCGAUUUCCACCGGUAAAUUCGUCUUUCUACUAUGUUUUCUUACUUAGGUGCAUAAUCUAAUCUUUCGUUUUUGCUUUUAAAGGCGCGGAUCAAGAAAAUAAUGCAAACCGACGAAGACGUUGGAAAGGUUGCAGCUGCAGUACCUGUGAUUAUUUGUAUCCUAGCUUGUAGAAACAAAACUUUUGACUUAUUUGAAACCGAACUUCGUUCAGAUUUUAGUAUUCCCUGUUUCCUUUUUUAAAUCCACAUGAGAUAUAACAUAAUAAAUGCACAUGAGAUAUAACAUAAUAACAAGUGAAAAGAUUCAUUAGCUGGACUAUGCCAUCUCUAUUUUUAGAAAACUUGGUUGGAAGAGGAAAUUCAUUCUUGCCUACUUUACCCAUGAAGACUUCUGUGUGUUCUACGUUUUUUCCUUAAUUGUUUCAUUCCUCAGCUAAAGCACUCGAGAUGUUUGUACAGUCCCUGGUAGAAAGGGCGAGUGAAUAUACGAGAGCCAGGAAUGCCAAGACGAUGACUACACAACAUCUGUGAGUCAUUUUUAUUUCUUAUGUUCUCUCUUCUACAUAUGCUUAAUACUUAACCUAUACCAAGGGAACUGCUUCUUACAUUUUAAGUGCUAUUUUUGCGUUUCCGUGAUCUUUUUAUGCUGUUUUGGUCCAGCUUUAUUUCUGACAGCUAUAAUUAGGUCACAUAAAUUUUAACAAUAGUAAUAUUUCUUGACACAAAGCUUUUAAGAUCAAUGUUCCAUCUGAUCUAUUUGGAAUGUCUGGAUUUCUGUUUAACCUCUCGAGUUUAAGGAGGUUUGUAUUUAAACACUUACUUUCAACUCUGUACAUGGAACUAUUUCACUUUAAAACCAAAUUCUAAAAUGAUAAAUCAAUCGUUAUACUAGUAAAUUCUUGCUACUCUUGAAUCAUCAAUAUUUUAUUUCUAUUGUCAGUACUGAGACAAUACAUUCCUUCAGUGGUUAUUUUGUUUAACAUGCCUGUCUAGACAUCACUUUACACGUAGUUAGCUGUAAUGUUAUGAUUUGUUAUGUCUUUUUGUUAACUGUGGAGCUGUAAGGUAACUGUCAGGAUCAUUUUGAACAAGGCAAAAUUAUUAAGGCUAUAUAGUGGAACGUCAAUUGAUAAUAUUUUUUUCAUGCAAAAUACCUCUCCAUUUCUGACUGGCUUUAAAUCCCCAUCCAGUUUCUCAUAACCUGCUAGCACUAACCAAAUUCGGAAGAUGAUUACAAUGAUUAUUCUAAUGUUGAUGUCAGUGGUGGAAUAAUUGAAGAUUAUCCAUGGUUGACAUCAUGCAAGACUACAGUGCAGCAGCUUAGCUGUUCUGGUUUUGCAGAACUCAGAAAAAUGGUGAAAGAGUCUGCAGCUACGAGAAAUAUUGGGCUUCCUGUAGUGAUUAAAAAUGAUAACAAGAAUAUGCAAAACUACCACUCAAUGAAUGUCAACUGGUUUUGAGGGUUCAAGAUCUGAAACUGCAGAGGAAGUGGCAAACUUUUUAUUUUUUCUGGCCUAUAGCCAGUACCCAUUAUGUCAACAUCUGUAUAAGUCCGUAAGUCUGAUUCUAUUGUCCUCAUAGCACACGACAUUAAUGCAACAUUCUCCAGAAAAUUUGAAAAGGAGAAAAACAUUGAGUAGGCAGCAACUGAUAAGAUCAAAAGGUGCAUCUUUCACAUUGCGUGAUUGUGUGCAGGAAUAGGUAUGGUAAGGGGGCAAACCCCUUUCAGUGAGGGAGAAUGGGAGCCUCCCCUGGAAAAAUUUUAUUUUAGGGUUCCUGAAAGGUGCAUUUCAGCACGUUGCAUUUAAGUGACCAGGGAAAGAAGUUAAUUGUCACCUUUAUUUACCCAUACUUGUAUCAACUGAGCAAAAGGCAAAUAGUGUUGAGGACCAAAAUAAAGUGAAAUUUGAUAGAUUUGUCCUGCUUAAAAAAAUUAUUUUCUGUGCGGAGUUGGCGCCUCUAUGUCAACUUGAUGACGAUUUUAGCCCAUCACCAGAGGCUUAAUACAUGCUAGUGCUCAUUUUUUUGGAUGAAUUUAAUAUGGUCAUUUUUUCCUUUUUUUUAAGCCCAACAAUUUAAUAUUAUUUGUAUUGUACAAGUACAUUGAUCAUUGAUGUCUAGACAGGCAUGUUAAACAAAAUAACCACUGAAGGAAUGUAUUGUCUCAGUACUGACAAUAGAAAUAAAGAUGAAACGAAUUAAGUUUUUAAACAGUUAGUAAGUUACAAUCAAGAUCCGCAUUUGAUACUUGUUGGUGCCUUUUUUUGAGGACUUUGCUAGCCCUGCAUUUUUCCUUUUAAUCUUUAAAAAAUGUCAUUAUCAUUAGUGUUUCAAUCUUGAUCUCAUGCUCUUUUUUUAAUGCAAUUUUUUCUAUUUUUUUGCAUUAAAAAAGUGCAUGAGAUAUCAGGAUUCAAACACUAAAAAAAUGGGAACUAUAAGUUUACUCAGGCGACGAUCUAGGAUAAAUACUGACUGAUUUCCUAAACGAGCGUCAAAAAAAGGAAGCUUCUAGGGGGGUCUGGCGCAUGCUUCCCCCAAAAUUUUUUUUGGGAUUUCAACUCCCAAAAGUCUUUUGAGUCAUUCAGACAGGAUAUUUACUGUCUGCCAAAACUGUAUGACAGAUUUCAACCUGGAAGAUUUUUUGGUUUAAUUAAAAAUAUAUUAUUGUGAAAAAUCUGACCAAUUUCCAUAAAACAGUGGAAAUCAGUGUGGAUCCACGCCUGGUGCUACAGUUUAAAAGACUUCACAAACAGCUAAGUUAGACCAACGGCAUACCGAAAUGAGUCAAGGUUUUCUCAAGUGACUCCAACUCCCUUAUUUAUUGAAAUACUUUUCAGAACAAUAUAAACAUAGGAAACAGAAAACAAACGUAUUGAAACAAAAACAACAACAAAACAAAGUGGGUGGGUGAAACAAACCACUGAAUUAUUGAAUUUUACCAUUUGAUAAAAGGUUUCCUUGUAGCACACUACAUUACUAUUUAACCUCCGGAGCAGAGGUACAAGGUUCAAUAACCAGCAUCAACCAUUUUUUUCUAUAAAUGUAAUAGAUGUUAUUUCAUUUUUAUGGUUACUUGCUCCAGUAACAAAAGAACUCCAAAUUAUUAUUCCUAGGAGUUUUACAGCUUCAGAACUUGUUCUUAAGGUCAAAAAUUAUCAUUAUUCUUAAAAGCAAGCAUGCCAUUCCUGAAUGAAAAAUAUUCCCUAAGGUGAAGAAAAUGGUCUCGCACAAUGAUGCAAACAAAUGGAGCCAACAGUCACUAAGUGUUUUGUAUUUCAUGUGUGAAGUUUUGUGGUUAUGGUGUGUCAAUGAACAUUCAUUACUUUGAAAGAAUUGAUCAUUAGAAAAUUUCCAUCUUUUGAUCAGGCAAAGGAAUUUUUACUCCAAUAAUGCAAUCCAUUCCUGACAAAUGAAUAACUUACAACAGUUGCCUUAACGUGUGUCAAACUUUAAUUGCUCUGUUGUGAAACAUGUCAUGUUUGGCACCACAUUAAAAUGUGUUUUUUUCCCAAGGGAUUCAAUGUAAUAAUAAUUAUUAUUAUUCCUUGGAGUUUUUUAAACUCUCAAACUUCCUCUUUGUUAAUAUCUUAAAUUCUUUAGGUGAAUAAAUAUUUUGUUUUAAAACUAAACACAAAUCAAGUCAGAUUCUUCAUUCUGAUAAACUGUCGCCUACUUUGCGUGUGAACAAUAAAAUUGUCAAACACUUUCCUUGGAAUGUUUGGCGGCAAAAUCUGUCAUGUUUGCACCCAAUAAGAACAUGUCAUGAACAUGUCAUGCUUGUCGCAUGUACAUGCUUAGAUGCAACCGAAGGUGGAAGCUAGAUCAUUAGCCUGCGUAGCAAGAGUUUCCCAUCGAGUUAUUGCGCGAAGGUUAGAGCGGGAGCAGAAAUCAAAAAGGUGGAAGGGGGAGGGGAGGGGAAAAGAGGAAACGCUUGCCUGCAAACCCCACGAUUCUGGAAAACGCCGCUUGAUAUUUUACAGUUUGGUUCAUUUGUAAAUUGACAGCUCAUCAAAAUAGAAGAUAAAACGAACAGAUUACCCCUGGAUUACCAGAUUUGUAAAAUUAAUUUGUUCUCUAAUAGAACACGUUCCAGGCGAUUGCAGAAACUGUAAAAAAAAAGGUUUACGAUAAAAGAAGGUUAAAACUUCGAGAGAUUGCUGCCGAAUUUCUUGUUUUUUUAUUAUGUGGCUUUAUCUCAUCUGAAAUCUUGUUGAAAUGUCAAAAAUGAUUUUUCCGGACAAUUCAUUCUGCUGGGUAUAAGUUUUGCAGAGUGGCUGCUCUUCAGCCCGUGUCGAAACGUUCUCUACAAUACAUGCCACUAAAUGUCCAAUAAACAAAAAGAAUCUUUUCAUUUCAAAAAGCUUACAAAUCCAGUGUUCUCCUUAUCAGGCGGUAACCGGUAAAAUUUACCGCUUGAAACAACACUUCUUACUGCCUGCAACCUCUUGAAGUGUUACUAAAAUCCAAUAAAUUUUUUUAAAAAAUAUGCAAGUUGUGAUCCAAGCCGAUCCCCGCAAGAAAAGGAAGUACAUACGGAAAAACAAAAAGUAUACACAGCUGUUCUCCCUAAUUACUUUAUUUAAAUGCUGACUGGCACCUUUCAAAGCACUACAGGCUCACAAUUUUUUUUGUGGGCGUCUGUCCCAAUUCUAAGCUUUUUCGACCAGCAGGAAAAGUUCGCGACUUCUGCGACUUGUGUUACUAAAUUGACCUCAAGGCUGUGCUCUAAUGGCGCCCAGUUGUCUGAGGCAACUAACAUUUAGCUGCGGACAACUGAAAAUAAAAUUCACGGUCACCCGGCAGGGCACUCUUGCUUCUAGUGCAGUGUUCAGUUAAGUGGGCAGAAAAAUUAACCAUACCAGUGUUGGCUUGUUGAGUCAGAGUUUACUAAACCCUACAGAAAAUGUACUCGGGCGACCAACUUGGAGGCCUGGGCACCCCAGCUGGAAUGGUUGGGAGCCCGAAGAGCUCCCUGAAAUUUUUAUUUAGGUGACCAACUUUGAGGUCUGGGUGCCUUAGUUAAAAUGCUUGGGAUCCCGAAGGGCUCCCUGAUAUUUUCCUUAGAGCACAGCCUUGGACCUAGAGGCAAAGGCAGCCUUCAUUCACAAAAUUCUUUGUUUGAGGUGUUUAAAAUACUUUUCAGUCAAUUUGACAGGAUGCUCGAAAAUAAAAGCCUUCAUGAACGCGAAGCCCCUCUCCUGUCGGGAGAGUGCGCCUCUGGUGCAUAUUUUGGCCUUACCAGUCAAGAAUGGUCCCUUACCUGCUAAGCUAAAAUUAAGGGAGAACACUGCAAAUCGCUGGUCCAUGGCAGCUUUAGCAAGUGUCAAGUACCAAUGUUCUGAUUUACGUUGAUGUUAUCUCAAACAACCAGUCCAUUUUUUUCCAGUCAGAUCCGCACGCCCUUAUUCCCAAUAAUCUGGCCUUCCCUUGUCUCCACCGUACUGCUCGAUCUCCCAUUAUACUUUGAAGACUCUGAUCUCAUAAACCUUUGCACAAACACGAUUCAAAUAAAUAUCAGUCCAAAGCAUUUGUAAUCUGCGACCACAAUAAGAUGAGACCAGAUCUGUGACGCAUGUAAACAAAGCAUACCUGGUUUGAUUGAUGUUUCGAGUGCUAAGUAAUCAACACUACCAGCACCACACCAAUCAGAAGCUGCGUUUGUGGGUGAACGCACUUUUUCAAAAACAUGAGGUUUGCGGGCAAGCGUUUCCUUCUUUCCCCUCCCCCUCCCCCUCCCCGGUCAUUCCUUUUUUUUGCUCUUGUCCCAACUUUCUAGACGACCUCGCGUGGCAACACUUGCUACGCAAGCUACUAGAUCAUCUAUUAAGUUUAUUUGUGUUAGGUUUUAAUGAGGUGUACAAGUGACUCAAAUACUAGCUAUAUAUUGGUCAUAAUUUUGAAGAACAAUUUUAAUUAUCAUUCGAAGCAAAUUUUUCUUCCUUUUCAUUGGCUGAAAGCCCACCACGUGACCUGCCAAUAACUGCCUACAAAUAACGGUCUGCUCAUGCACAAUGUCAUCCAACUGUGUUUGGCUGCAAAUAAUAUUUUGCUCAUGCGUUACAUUCUUGUGUGAAAAAAGGCAGAUCGCUUCGCUUCCCGAAGAUGUUCAUUGAAAAACAAACUUGGUGAUCGAAUGAUAAAACAAUUAUUGAACUCGGUUAUCACAAAAUAUUGUGAUUUGCCAGUGUCUCGCACAUCAAUUAUUUGCCUCAGCCUUCGGCUUCGGCAAAUAAUAGAUCUGACAAAUUACUAUAUUUUGCUCAACCUCGUCCAAUAAUUGUUAAUUAUUUACUUAACUAACAAACAUUUUUUAAAACAUCAACUGGCAAGAAACUGUUGUGAAUGCGGAUUGAAUAAUCAUUGCACUUUGUCAGUAUCAAGAAUAUUAGAAGGAUCAUCUUUUCAAAAGAUAGACUAUAAGAAGUUGAAAAAUUAGUGAAAACUAAGAUGUAUGAUUUUGCCCAAAAGCAUGUAACCCUGAAGCAUCUAAAUUUCCCUUAUUUGGCUUGAGAGUCAUCCCUGUCAAUCCCUGUCUAAAAAGAUAGCUAAUAGCAUGUUUUUCAGUCCUUAACAGUCCUCCAAGUAUGUCCAUAACCAAGAGAGAAUAAUCUAAGAGAGGGAAUCCCUAUGCGCCAUAAUAAUUAUUUGAAAUCUAUGUAAAGUUGUAUGUAAAAUUUGUGUGCCGUGAAGGUUGUUUUUGUCAGUUGUUUUUGUGACCUGCACAGUCUAGUUUCACUGAACGUGACAUGUUUCACAGCCAAACAUUUGAAGUUUGACAACCAUUAUAGCAAUUAUUGCACCAAAGAUUUAUGUUGUUGACAUUUUUCUUAUUAGCGAGUUCCCAUCAUUAUUUUAUACCAAUGAAUUUUAUUUAGAAAAGAUUGCAGUAUUGGAGUCAAAAUUUCACUUUAAUAAAUUAAAGAUUGGGAUUUUCUAACGGUAGCUCAUUUGAAGUAACGAGUGUUAUAUGCUCACACACCGUACAUGUAAACAUUCAAAGGCAAAUAGUUCACAUGUGAAAUACAAAACCCUUAGUAGGGGGCUGGCUUCAGUCGUUUAUGUUAAUGUGCAAGAUAUUUUUUCUCUCUUUCCAGGAAUAUUCCUCAUUCAGACACAGCACAAGUGCAUUUAAGAAUAGUUCUUAAAUGCACUCCAAAGAAUAGUUAUUAUUCUUUGGAGUUUUAAAGUCAAUAUUGUCUUCUUAACGUCUAAAUACUUGCGAGGAAUUCUGCUGUGCAAACACAAGUAAGGUCAAAUGCUUCAAGCUGCUAAACAGUCCCUUACAUUGCACUUAAACAUUCGUCUAACGCUGUUAGAAAUUUAAAAUAAUGUUGGGCAGCAAAACAUCAAGUUCACCCGUCAUGUUGCUUGCUGUGCGCAGGCCUCCUGCUGUGCAUGAUCGGCAGUGAAAUGAAUUACCCACUAAGUUUAAAAUAACAUGAUGCCAUUCUUACCAACUAUUGAGGUAUCAUCCUUACAAGAGUCAUGCACUAUGACACAGAACCAAGAAUAGAUUUAAAAUAAUUUAUAUGGGAAGGUCAUGCAUGGGGAAUUUGCUCUCUUAGGUUAUUCUCUCUUGCCAUGACUUAAUGGUAUAGGCUGAGCCAUUUACAUUUAAAUGUUAUAUGACAUAAACAACAGGUAAAAAAAUUUACAUUUACGAUUAGUGAAGCUGGCGAGUGUGUUGUCAUUUGCACAUGCUAAGCUGCGCUAUGGUGUGUACGAAUAAUUUGCAAAGUAAAAACUUUUUGUAAAUAAAUUUUCUUGCUUGAUAAGUAGUUUUCCAUCUCAGAGGAAAUUGUAAGACAUUUUACAUUUUAUUUUGAAUGGCCUCUGUACAUGUGCAUUUCUUGAUGCUAAGAUAGCAAACUUAGAAAACUAGGAGAUAAAAAGAAAAGUUGCAUAAUGUUGUGCUUUUGAGCUUGGGCUAGCCUUCAUCAAGCCUGUAAGAUACAAUCACGUGUAUUUGACUUUGUAUUGUCAGGAAGAAGUCAAUUUUGGCAAUAAUAUUCUGAGUUUGGUUCAAUUUCACUACGUAAUACUGUAAUUGCCCCCAAGGAUUUCCAAAGCACUCACGCAACAAUCCCGUGUAUGAAUAAUUUCAUAUUAGGAAGUAAAUUUUGAUUGGUUCUCCAAAAAAAACCUGCAUUGGAACAGAGUUCUCUAUACACUUUAGGGUUAUAUGCUUCUGUUUUGUCCCAUCUCUACAGGAAGCGGUGCAUUACAUCAGAAAACCAAUUUGACUUUUUGAAAGAUUUAGUGGCAAAUGUUCCAGAUCUCCCUUCCAAUGAAGAAGAAAGAGAUGGAGAACCAAAGCCAAAAAGGUAUGGAAUACCUGGUGUGUGUGAAGUACAUGUACCUCAUGUUGAAACAGAAGAGUAUCAUACAACUGUAGCUUAAAGUUUUAAUAAUCAUUCAUCAUACAAUAAAAUAUUGUCCAAACAGUGACUUGUUUGACUCUUCACCGGAUAUUGACCAUAUACUUACCUGACAAUAACUGACAUUGAACAUUUUCAUAAGUCAUUGCUAGCAUGCCAACCUUGAUUGGUUUUCUCUCAGCAAGGUUGUUAAAUGGACUAAUCAGGUGCAAACUGGGUUGGUACAAUUUCAGUAACAGCUUAUUUCUGAAACAUUUCAAGAACUGUUUUUUAGUUUGGUCAAACUGUUUUUAAAAAAUAAGGAUUACAAAUAAUAUUGUAUUAAGUAAGCUGUGUUGAAAUUCAUAAGGAAAUCUAAAUAACUGGAUAAUAUUUUUGGGUAAACCUACUUAAUUCAAAACUUAGAUUGUGUUUGAAAUCAUUCGUGUUGCCAUAGCAAUGAUUGUAAUCUGAACUUGAGCCUCAAAUAUUUAUUGUUUUAUAAAUUUAUUUUGGCCAUGCCAAAUUUGAGCCUUACAUGUAUAGAGCUGUUUUCACUUGACUGUCGUAAAACCAAAACCAAAGUAAAUACACUAGCCAACCAAAGGGCGUAGUAAAACCAAAACCAAAACCAAAACCAAUCCCUUUCGACAGUCAAGUGAAAACCGCUCUAUCACAGUUGAUGUCAGUGGUGGAAUAAUUGAAGAUUAUCCAUGGUUGACAUCAUGCAAGACUACAGUGCAGCAGCUUAGCUGUUCUGGUUUUGCAGAACUCAGAAAAAUGGUGAAAGAGUCUGCAGCUACGAGAAAUAUCGGGCUUCCUGUAGUGAUUAAAAGUGAUAACAAGAAUAUGCAAAACUACCACUCAAUGAAUGUCAACUGGUUUUGAGGGUUCAAGAUCUGAAACUGCAGAGGAAGUGGCAAACUUUUUAUUUUUUCUGGCCUAUAGCCAGUACCCAUUAUGUUAACAUCUGUAUAAGUCCGUAAGUCUGAUUCUAUUGUCCUCAUAGCACACGACAUUAAUGCAGCAUUCUCCAGAAAAUUUGAAAAGGAGAAAAACAUUGAGUAGGCAGCAACUGAUAAGAUCAAAAGGUGCAUCUUUCACAUUGCAUGAUUGUGUGCAGGAAUAGGUAUGGUAAGGGGGCAAACCCCUUUCAGUGAGGGAGAAUGGGAGCCUCCCCUGGAAAAAUUUUAUUUUAGGGUUCCUGAAAAGUGCGUUGCAUUUAAGUGACCAGGGAAAGAAGUUAAUUGUCACCUUUAUUUACCCAUACUUGUAUCAACUGAGCAAAAGACAAAUAGUGUUGAGGACCAAAAUAAAGUGAAAUUUGAUAGAUUUGUCCUGCUUAAAAAAAUUAUUUUCUGUGCGGAGUUGGCGCCUCUAUGUCAACUUGAUGACGAUUUUAGCCCAUCACCAGAGGUUUAAUACAUGCUAGUGCUCAUUUUUUUGGAUGAAUUUAAUAUGGUCAUUUUUUCCUUUUUUUUAAGCCCAACAAUUUAAUAUUAUUUGUAUUGUACAAGUACAUUGAUCACUUCGAAGAUAAUUAGAUGAAAAGAAUUAAGUUUUUAAACAGUUAGUAAGUUACAAUCAAGAUCCGCAUUUGAUACUUGUUGGUGCCUUUUUUUUUAGGACUUUGCUAGCCCUGCAUUUUUCCUUUUAAGCUUUAAAAAAUGUCAUUAUCAUUAGUGUUUCAAUCUUGAUCUCAUGCUCUUUUUUUAAUGCAAUUUUUUCUAUUUUUUGCGUUAAAAAAGUGCAUGAGAUAUCAGGAUUCAAACACUAAAAAAAUGGGAACUAUAAGUUUACUCAGGCGACGAUCUAGGAUAAAUACUGACUGAUUUCCUAAACGAGCGUCAAAAAAAGGAAGCUUCUAGGGGGGUCUGGCGCAUGCUUCCCCCAAAAUUUUUUUUGGGAUUUCAACUCCCAAAAGUCUUUUGAGUCAUUCAGACAGGAUAUUUACUGUCUGCCAAAACUGUAUGACAGAUUUCAACCUGGAAGAUUUUUUGGUUUAAUUAAAAAUAUAUUAUUGUGAAAAAUCUGACCAAUUUCCAUAAAACAGUGGAAAUCAGUGUGGAUCCACGCCUGGUGCUACAGUUUAAAAGACUUCACAAACAGCUAAGUUAGACCAACGGCAUACCGAAAUGAGUCAAGGUUUUCUCAAGUGACUCCAACUCCCUUAUUUAUUGAAAUACUUUUCAGAACAAUAUAAACAUAGGAAACAGAAAACAAACGUAUUGAAACAAAAACAACAACAAAACAAAGUGGGUGGGUGAAACAAACCACUGAAUUAUUGAAUUUUACCAUUUGAUAAAAGGUUUCCUUGUAGCACACUACAUUACUAUUUAACCUCCGGAGCAGAGGUACAAGGUUCAAUAACCAGCAUCAACCAUUUUUUUCUAUAAAUGUAAUAGAUGUUAUUUCAUUUUUAUGGUUACUUGCUCCAGUAACAAAAGAACUCCAAAUUAUUAUUCCUAGGAGUUUUACAGCUUCAGAACUUGUUCUUAAGGUCAAAAAUUAUCAUUAUUCUUAAAAGCAAGCAUGCCAUUCCUGAAUGAAAAAUAUCCCCUAAGGUGAAGAAAAUGGUCUCGCACAAUGAUGCAAACAAAUGGAGCCAACAGCCACUAAGUGUUUUGUAUUUCACGUGUGAAGUUUUGUGCUUAUGGUGUGUCAAUGAACAUUCAUUACUUUGAAAGAAGUGAUCAUUAGAAAAUUUCCAUCUUUUGAUCAGACAAAGGAAUUUUUACUCCAAUAAUGAAAUCCAUUCCUGACAAAUGAAUAACUUACAACAGUUGCCUUAACGUGUGUCAAACUUUAAUUGCUCUGUUGUGAAACGUGCCAUGUUUGGCACCAUAUUAAAAUGUGUUUUUUUCCCAAGGGAUUCAAUGUAAUAAUAAUUAUUAUUAUUCCUUGGAGUUUUUUAAACUCUCAAACUUCCUCUUUGUUAUUAUCUUAAAUUCUUUAGGUGAAUAAAUAUUUUGUUUUAAAACUAAACACAAAUCAAGUCAGAUUCUUCAUUCUGAUAAACUGUCGCCUACUUUGCGUGUGAACAAUAAAAUUGUCAAACACUUUCCUUGGAAUGUUUGGCGGCAAAAUCUGUCAUGUUUGCACCCAAUAAGAACAUGUCAUGAACAUGUCAUGCUUGUCGCAUGUACAUGCUUAGAUGCAACCGAAGGUGGAAGCUAGAUCAUUAGCCUGCGUAGCAAGAGUUUCCCAUCGAGUUAUUGCGCGAAGGUUAGAGCGGGAGCAGAAAUCAAAAAGGUGGAAGGGGGAGGGGAGGGGAAAAGAGGAAACGCUUGCCUGCAAACCCCACGAUUCUGGAAAACGCCGCUUGAUAUUUUACAGUUUGGUUCAUUUGUAAAUUGACAGCUCAUCAAAAUAGAAGAUAAAACGAACAGAUUACCCCUGGAUUACCAGAUUUGUAAAAUUAAUUUGUUCUCUAAUAGAACACGUUCCAGGCGAUUGCAGAAACUGUAAAAAAAAAGGUUUACGAUAAAAGAAGGUUAAAACUUCGAGAGAUUGCUGCCGAAUUUCUUGUUUUUUUAUUAUGUGGCUUUAUCUCAUCUGAAAUCUUGUUGAAAUGUCAAAAAUGAUUUUUCCGGACAAUUCACUCUGCUGGGUAUAAGUUUUGCAGGGUGGCUGCUCUUCAGCCCGUGUCCAAACGUUCUCUACAAUACAUGCCACUAAAUGUCCAAUAAACAAAAAGAAUCUUUUCAUUUCAAAAAGCUUACAAAUCCAGUGUUCUCCUUAUCAGGCGGUAACCGGUAAAAUUUACCGCUUGAAACAACACUUCUUACCGCCUGCAACCUCUUGAAGUGUUACUAAAAUCCAAUAAAUUUUUUAAAAAAAUAUGCAAGUUGUGAUCCAAGCCGAUCCCCGCAAGAAAAGGAAGUAAAUAUGGAAAAACAAAAAGUAUACACAGCUGUUCUCCCUAAUUACUUUAUUUAAAUGCUGACUGGCACCUUUCAAUGCACUGCAGGCUCACAAUUUUUUUGUGGGCGUCUGUCCCAAUUUGAAGCUUUUUCGACCAGCAGGAAAAGUUCGCGACUUCUGCGACUUGUGUUACUAAGUUGACCUCAAGGCUGUGCUCUAAUGGCGCCCGGUUGUCUGAGGCAACUAACAUUUAGCUGCGGACGACUGAAAAAAAAUUCCCGGUCACCCGGCGGGGCACUCUUGCUUCUAGUGCAGUGUUCAGUUAAGUGGGCAGAAAAAUUAACCAUACCAGUGUUGGCUUGUUGAGUCAGCGUUUACUAAACCCUACAGAAAAUGUACUCGGGCGACCAACUUGGAGGCCUGGGCACCCCAGCUGGAAUGGUUGGGAGCCCGAAGGGCUCCCUGAAAUUUUUAUUUAGGUGACCAACUUUGAGGUCUGGGCGCCUUAGUUAAAAUGCUUGGGAUCCCGAAGGGCUCCCUGAUAUUUUCCUUAGAGCACAGCCUUGGACCUAGAGGCAAAGGCAGCCUUCAUUCACAAAAUUCUUUGUUUUGAGGUGUUUAAAAUACUUUUCAGUCAAUUUGACAGGAUGCUCGAAAAUAAAAGCCUUCAUGAACGCGAAGCCCCUCUCCUGUCGGGAGAGUGCGCCUCUGGUGCAUAUUUUGGCCUUACCAGUCAAGAAUGGUCCCUUACCUGCUAAGCUAAAAUUAAGGGAGAACACUGCAAAUCGCUGGUCCAUGGCAGCUUUAGCAAGUGUCAAGUACCAAUGUUCUGAUUUACGUUGAUGUUAUCUCAAACAACCAGUCCAUUUUUUUCCAGUCAGAUCCGCACGCCCUUAUUCCCAAUAAUCUGGCCUUCCCUUGUCUCCACCGUACUGUUCGAUCUCCCAUUAUACUUUGAAGACUCUGAUCUCAUAAACCUUUGCACAAACACGAUUCAAAUAAAUAUCAGUCCAAAGCAUUUGUAAUCUGCGACCACAAUAAGAUGAGACCAGAUCUGUGACGCAUGUAAACAAAGCAUACCUGGUUUGAUUGAUGUUUCGAGUGCUAAGUAAUCAACACUACCAGCACCACACCAAUCAGAAGCUGCGUUUGUGGGUGAACGCACUUUUUCAAAAACAUGAGGUUUGCGGGCAAGCGUUUCCUUCUUUCCCCUCCCCCUCCCCCUCCCCGGUCAUUCCUUUUUUUUGCUCUUGUCCCAACUUUCUAGACGACCUCGCGUGGCAACACUUGCUACGCAAGCUACUAGAUCAUCUAUUAAGUUUAUUUGUGUUAGGUUUUAAUGAGGUGUACAAGUGACUCAAAUAAUAGCUAUAUAUUGGUCAUAAUUUUGAUGAACAAUUUUAAUUAUCAUUCGAAGCAAAUUUUUCUUCCUUUUCAUUGGCUGAAAGCCCACCACGUGACCUGCCAAUAACUGCCUACAAAUAACGGUCUGCUCAUGCACAAUGUCAUCCAACUGUGUUUGGCUGCAAAUAAUAUUUUGCUCAUGCGUUACAUUCUUGUGUGAAAAAAGGCAGAUCGCUUCGCUUCCCGAAGAUGUUCAUUGAAAAACAAACUUGGUGAUCGAAUGAUAAAACAAUUAUUGAACUCGGUUAUCACAAAAUAUUGUGAUUUGCCAGUGUCUCGCACAUCAAUUAUUUGCCUCAGCCUUCGGCUUCGGCAAAUAAUAGAUCUGACAAAUUACUAUAUUUUGCUCAACCUCGUCCAAUAAUUGUUAAUUAUUUACUUAACUAACAAACAUUUUUUAAAACAUCAACUGGCAAGAAACUGUUGUGAAUGCGGAUUGAAUAAUCAUUGCACUUUGUCAGUAUCAAGAAUAUUAGAAGGAUCAUCUUUUCAAAAGAUAGACUAUAAGAAGUUGAAAAAUUAGUGAAAACUAAGAUGUAUGAUUUUGCCCAAAAGCAUGUAACCCUGAAGCAUCUAAAUUUCCCUUAUUUGGCUUGAGAGUCAUCCCUGUCAAUCCCUGUCUAAAAAGAUAGCUAAUAGCAUGUUUUUCAGUCCUUAACAGUCCUCCAAGUAUGUCCAUAACCAAGAGAGAAUAAUCUAAGAGAGGGAAUCCCUAUGCGCCAUAAUAAUUAUUUGAAAUCUAUGUAAAGUUGUAUGUAAAAUUUGUGUGCCGUGAAGGUUGUUUUUGUCAGUUGUUUUUGUGACCUGCACAGUCUAGUUUCACUGAACGUGACAUGUUUCACAGCCAAACAUUUGAAGUUUGACAACCAUUAUAGCAAUUAUUGCACCAAAGAUUUAUGUUGUUGACAUUUUUCUUAUUAGCGAGUUCCCAUCAUUAUUUUAUACCAAUGAAUUUUAUUUAGAAAAGAUUGAAAAGAUUGGGAUUUUCUAACGGUAGCUCAUUUGAAGUAACGAAUGUUAUAUGCUCACACACCGUACAUGUAAACAUUCAAAGGCAAAUAGUUCACAUGUGAAAUGCAAAACCCUUAGUAGGGGGCUGGCUUCAGUCGUUUAUGUUAAUGUGCAAGAUAUUUUUUCUCUCUUUCCAGGAAUAUUCCUCAUUCAGACACAGCACAAGUGCAUUUAAGAAUAGUUCUUAAAUGCACUCCAAAGAAUAGUUAUUAUUCUUUGGAGUUUUACAGUCAAUAUUGUCUUCUUAACGUCUAAAUACUUGCGAGGAAUUCUGCUGUGCGAACACAAGUAAGGUCAAAUGCUUCAAGCUGCUAAACAGUCCCUUACAUUGCACUUAAACAUUCGUCUAACGCUGUUAGAAAUUUAAAAUAAUGUUGGGCAGCAAAACAUCAAGUUCACCCGUCAUGUUGCUUGCUGUGUGCAGGCCUCCUGCUGUGCAUGAUCGGCAGUGAAAUGAAUUACCCACCAAGUUUAAAAUAACAUGAUGCCAUUCUUACCAACUAUUGAGGUAUCAUCCUUACAAGAGUCAUGCAGUAUGACACAGAACCAGGAAUAGAUUUAAAAUAAUUUAUAUGGGAAGGUCAUGCAUGGGGAAUUUGCUCUCUUAGAUUAUUCUCUCUUGCCAUGACUUAAUGGUAUAGGCUGAACCAUUUACAUUUAAAUGUUAUAUGACAUAAACAACAGGUAAAAAAAUUUACAUUUACGGUUAGUGAAGCUGGCAAGUGUGUUGUCAUUUGCACAUGCUAAGCUGCGCUAUGGUGUGUACGAAUAAUUUGCAAAGUAAAAACUUUUUGUAAAUAAAUUUUCUUGCGUGAUAAGUAGUUUUCCAUCUCAGAGGACAUUGUAAGACAUUUUACAUUUUAUUUUGAAUAGCCUCUGUACAUGUGCAUUUCUUGAUGCUAAGAUAGCAAACUUAGAAAACUAGGAGAUAAAAAGAAAAGUUGCAUAAUGUUGUGCUUUUGAGCUUGGGCUAGCCUUCAUCAAGCCUGUAAGAUACAAUCACGUGUAUUUGACUUUGUAUUGUCAGGGAGAAGUCAAUCCUGGCAUUUUGGCAAUAAUAUUCUGAGUUUGGUUCAAUUUCACUACGUAAUACUGUAAUUGCCCCCAAGGAUUUCCAAAGCACUCACGCAACAAUCCCGUGUAUGAAUAAUUUCAUAUUAGGAAGUAAAUUUUGAUUGGUUCUCCAAAAAAAACCUGCAUUGGAACAGAGUUCUCUAUACACUUUAGGGUUAUAUGCUUCUGUUUUGUCCCAUCUCUACAGGAAGCGGUGCAUUACAUCAGAAAACCAAUUUGACUUUUUGAAAGAUUUAGUGGCAAAUGUUCCAGAUCUCCCUUCCAAUGAAGAAGAAAGAGAUGGAGAACCAAAGCCAAAAAGGUAUGGAAUACCUGGUGUGUGUGAAGUACAUGUACCUCAUGUUGAAACAGAAGAGUAUCAUACAACUGUAGCUUAAAGUUUUAAUAAUCAUUCAUCAUACAAUAAAAUAUUGUCCAAACAGUGACUUGUUUGACUCUUCACUGGAUAUUGACCAUAUACUUACCUGACAAUAACUGACAUUGAACAUUUUCAUAAGUCAUUGCUAGCAUGCUAACCUUGAUUGGUUUUCUCUCAGCAAGGUUGUUAAAUGGACUAAUCAGGUGCAAACUGGGUUGGUACAAUUUCAGUAACAGCUUAUUUCUGAAACAUUUCAAGAACUGUUUUUUAGUUUGGUCAAACUGUUUUUAAAAAAUAAGGAUUACAAAUAAUAUUGUAUUAAGUAAGCUGUGUUGAAAUUCAUAAGGAAAUCUAAAUAACUGGAUAAUAUUUUUGGGUAAACCUACUUAAUUCAAAACUUAGAUUGUGUUUGAAAUCAUUCGUGUUGCCAUAGCAAUGAUUGUAAUCUGAACUUGAGCCUCAAAUAUUUAUUGUUUUAUAAAUUUAUUUUGGCCAUGCCAAAUUUGAGCCUUACAUGUAUAGAGCUGUUUUCACUUGACUGUCGUAAAACCAAAACCAAAGUAAAUACACUAGCCAACCAAAGGGCGUAGUAAAACCAAAACCAAAACCAAAACCAAUCCCUUUCGACAGUCAAGUGAAAACCGCUCUAACCGCAAUGAGUCUUAAAUAACACCCCAAUGAAUUGGAACUACUCAACAGUUUGACCAGCUACAGCUGCUGCUGACUUCUAUACAGUGUAAUGCUGACCACAAUAUUUGGAUUGUCACCAGGUCAUUAAAAUGUUUAAAGUUAUGGUUACUGUAAUACUUUCAGAAAAAGGACUCCUAAACCUCCCACCCAAAAAAAAGAAAGGAAGAAAUCAGAGAAAAGAAAACCUCAAGCUACCACAGUGUCAGAUGACUCUGAAGAGGAACUUGAUUCUGAGGUACAAAUAUUUAAGUUAAUUUUGUGUUGUUCACUAUGUACAAUAUGAACAGUGCUGCACAGCCUUAUGGGCACAAAGUCAUUAAAUUGAAGGUUGCAUUGCAUAAACCACCAUCAUUUUGAGAAAUGGUCCAUAGUACAGGAGAACAAACGAAAUGAUGGAUCAAUAGUUUGAAGUAAUUUAAACCUUAUCCAGCAAUAUCCCACUCAAACAUAUCAUGGCCAACAAUACUGGAUGAAGUUGGACCAAUAAGCUAGUUCCAUUUGUACAGAGCUUAAAAACGAAAACAUUCACGUGAUUGUUUGUUUGAUGACCAGGAAGAAGAGUCAUCAUCUGAAGGAACAAGUAAUCAUAACAGUGCUACAAAUACCACGUUCAACUCUUCCAGAAGUACACCUUUACCAUUGUCAGUACCUUCUAUUACACUAACGAGACCCAGUACAGAUGAUACUUGUAAUCAACAGUAAGUGUCCUUUUCCAAUGUUAUUUUUAAUAAAACAGUGGGGUCUCAAUAUCGUAUACUAAUACUAAAAUUAGGGUUUUGUGUUUGUCCAUGUUAGAUUCUUUCAUUUUGUAACAAAGCAUGUGUUAUUGUGUUCAGUUCACUGAUUAGCUAUUUUCAUGCAUGGUAGAAAAGUUGAUCUUGGAAUAACUGAAUUCAUUUGAGCCUUCUGGGUGGGACCUUGAAAUAGGGGCCUCCAGAGUUUAAACAGAUCUUUUUGUAAAAGACCAGGGGCCCGUUUCUCGAAAGUCCCGGUAACUUUUCGAGCCCGAAAACAUACAUUCAAAUCGAAGUGUAAAGAAUAAGAGCACGGGUCCUGGCUAGCAAACUACUUCAUUUUGUUUUAUUAACUGAUAGUUUUAUCAUGUUAUGGCGCACAGAACCGUGUGUGUAUGUGUGUGUGUGUUCCUUUAUUGUAUUAUUCAUCAGAAUGUCUGUAUUUGUUGUCAGAUCUAAAGCACCAUCUGUUUCUAUGGACAUGCCGCAGCAGCUUAACCAAAUGUCUACUGCAGGCAUGAUGGGAAACUCAUUACAUGAUGAAGAUGAUGAUUAUGACUCGUGAAAAUAAUAAUAACUAUUUGAUAGACUCUGAUUGCCCAAAAUAUUUUACUUAUUUUUCCCUGCUGGCAGAGUCUACUUUUCUGUUUAUUAUUGGCAAGAGUAGGGAACUUAUUUUUAAUAAUAUACCUUUUUACUGCUCCAUUUGUGUCUCAUAGUACUAAAUGUGCGGUGAGUUUUCGUAGAUAUUGAGCUAGGAUUGCUUUGCCAGAUGGGUCAAUAGCCCCGUAUUUUUUUCUUUUUUGACGUAAACCAGUGAGCGAAAACCCUUUGACACCGCUGAUUUGUUAAAAACUAAGGAAUAUAAAGCUCUGCAAAGGCCGCAAAAUUUUUACAGAUGUUUGUUUGGUGACGGGCAAGUUCUACCCUACGAACAGAGUCUCCUUCAAUCUUCCUAGACAAGUUGGUCAGAUGAAGGUAAGAUCGAAGUGAUUCUGCAAGUUCGUGCCUUCCACCAUAAAAUUUGGAGAUUUUACAGAGCAAUAUCUUCACGUAUCACUUUGAAAAACUUGGAAUAUUCACUUUUUUUAGGGUGCUUCUUAAGCGGUCAUGAUGGAUAUUCGCCAACUAUUGUUUCUGUUCAAAAUAUGAAAAUAUGUGUAAGGGAGGGAAGGGUCUAUUGAAGUUUCAUAGUGUACUUUAUUAUAGGAAAUUUACGCGACUUAAUUCAAGUCGAAUUUAACAGAAAACGGCUUUCAAAUAAAGGAAAUGGACGCAAAAGAGGGGUUAACAUUAAAAUGAAGGAAAUUAACGCGACGUUGACAAAGAAAGAAAACUUGUUCAGACAACAGGAACAAAGUUAAACGUAUCAUCUUAAAUGGAAACUUUGUUCGUGGUACUUAACCUAAAUUAACACACGAAGGAGAAGAAGCGAAAAAAAAACUGACCACUUCGAGGGUUCUUGACAGUUUCCCUGAUACUGGUGGAUCUCACCCUGUUAAAAUACUUCUCUUUCUUAGGUGUCAAGAAUCUCAAAAGUGAAUCGUGAAUUUGGAGCCAAAAUAAUGGAAAUUACGGUCGCCGAACAAAAAUUAACGCGAAUUUUUGAAAUUCACGUUAAUUUCAUGAAGCGUUAAUUCCUGUAAUAAAGUAUGCGCCAACCUUGUUAUCUGCCAGGAUAUGUCGAUAUGGAAUAUGUUCAAGGCAAGUUUUCCCUCUUUGACAGCCUUUCUAAUUUCUUAGAAAAGUUAAAGUCUUCUGUUUUGUUUUUGUUCCUUCCGAUUUGAUGCGGUAGUAUGAUUGUAAAGAUAAUGGAUAAAUGGCUAUAAUUAUUGUAUUUUUACAAAGAAUAACAGAAAACUUGUAAAUAUCUCAUGUGCCAAUGCAACUUAAUUUCAAUAGCUGGGACAAUAUUUUAUAGACUACAAAUAGUCUCUUAUUUGGUCAGGGAUAAUAUGCAGUCAUCUUCAUCGUGGGUGCCGGGCACGGUGCUUUAAUCCUCACGCAUUUCCUCUGGUAUUUCACUUGUUGUAUUUUUCCUGAGGACUAGUCGUCAUCUACAUAUACGGUCCAUUUAAGAAAGAUUUUCAUGUCAGCCCCUUGUGCUUUUACUUUAAAAAUAAUAAAAAUGAAUAAAUUCGUGGGUUUUUUUGCAGUUUUGUCGCAGCCGUG
Messenger RNA from Porites evermanni, 19742 nucleotides. The record is from the annotation of a GenBank genome assembly. NCBI's taxonomy places the organism in Eukaryota, Metazoa, Cnidaria, Anthozoa, Scleractinia, Poritidae.